This is a messenger RNA of Ctenopharyngodon idella (grass carp), 2168 nucleotides long. It is a transcript of the gene hacd2, whose product is annotated as 3-hydroxyacyl-CoA dehydratase 2. Lineage: Eukaryota; Metazoa; Chordata; Actinopteri; Cypriniformes; Xenocyprididae. Gene Ontology annotation, cellular component: endoplasmic reticulum membrane. Gene Ontology annotation, molecular function: 3-hydroxyacyl-CoA dehydratase activity. Gene Ontology annotation, biological process: very long-chain fatty acid biosynthetic process; sphingolipid biosynthetic process; fatty acid elongation. The transcript has 7 exons. Bases 97 to 831 code for a protein of 244 amino acids. The record is from RefSeq and is a predicted model, not a curated record.
CAUUCAUAAGCACCUUCCAUACAUGUCAGCAAGGCCACACGCCUUUAUUCACCGGGACCAUUUGGAUGAUCCAGUUUUUCUAAUGAUAGUUCAGUCAUGUCGGCACCUGCCAUGGGGACCAGCAAAACAGCGCACAGUGAUUCCAGUAACAAGAGGAAAAAGGGACCCGGCACGCUGGCCAUCGCUUAUCUGGUCAUUUACAACGUGGUUAUGACAGCAGGAUGGCUGGUGAUUGCAGUUGGUCUUGUUCGAGCAUAUCUUGCCAGAGGAAGUUACCAUGGUCUUUAUUACUCCAUAGAGAAGCCCUUAAAAUUCUUUCAGACUGGUGCACUUCUUGAGAUAUUGCAUUGUGCCGUGGGAAUUGUUCCCUCCUCGGUGGUCCUGACUGGGUUUCAAGUGUUGUCACGGGUGUUCCUUACCUGGGCAGUGACACACAGCGUUAGAGAAGUCCAAAGUGAAGACAGUGUUCUCCUUUUUGUGGUGGCCUGGACGGUCACAGAGAUCAUCCGUUACUCUUUCUACACCUUCAGCCUGCUCAACCAUCUGCCUUACCUCAUCAAAUGGGCAAGGUACACAUUUUUUAUUGUGCUGUACCCAAUGGGAGUGGCGGGGGAACUUUUGACAAUCUACGCCGCGCUGCCAUACGUACAAAAAACAGGGCUCUACUCCAUCACUUUGCCUAACAAGUACAACUUCUCCUUCGACUACCACACCUUCCUCAUCCUCAUCAUGAUCUCCUACAUUCCUUUAUUCCCUCAGCUCUACUUCCACAUGAUGCGCCAGAGGAAGAAAGUUCUGGGUCACGUGGAGGAGUACAGCAAAGUGGAAUAACUCGCGCCGCACACAGCAGACUGAUCGCAUCAAAAACGGAAACAAGCGGAUAACCUUUAAAAGCCACACUUUACAGAUUUUUUUAAAAAGAAGACAAGGCCAUCUUGUCGAUAAACAGGCCAGAUAUGCAGAAUGAUUGUUAACAAUAUUAUUUUGGUCAAGAACUGUUAAGAUGGUGAUUUUAGAAAUCCUGUAACUACACAAAUGGCUUUUCCUCAGUUUAGAGGGAGGGGAAUGUCGUUACCAUACUAAUACAUCAGCUACUGUGUGAAUUUUUUUUUUUAUUAUUUUGGAUUCUAAAUGUAGAAUUACUGACCAAAUAUUGUAGCAAAUAUAAUUCAAAAAGGGCAUAAAUACAGUUAUAGCUGCAUCUGGUGGUUUUAACCAGAAGAAAUGUCCCAUAAUUCUCCUGUAUUGUGUGUUCUGUACACUGUAUUUCAGACACCUGAAUCUAGUUUUCACUCAACUCAUUCCUUUUAGUAUGAUUCAUAACUCAAACUGUACUCGACUUUUACACUGCUUACGUUCCCAUCAUGAUUACUGUUAGCAUUUUCUUUGUUUGUUUUGUGCUGUGUUUCUUAAAAGGAUCAAUGUUAAUCGGUUGUUUUAUUCAGUAUUGGAUAUAUAUUGUUGGUUUGUGGUCGUUUGCUCAGAAAAGAGGUGUAUCGCCCAAAAAAAUUGGCUGAGUUGCUGGAUUUGGACCUCACAGUCAAUACUACUAAUGUACUAGAUGUGCAUUUCUGUCAUAGGAGAUUACAGCUGACACUUUAGGAGCUUUUUCAGCUGGUGAUGUGGAAGUGCUUAGCCGGGAGAAGAGAGAGCUACGGGAGCGCAUGCCGAGCAGAAGAGAGCACAAGCCUUGGCUAACGGGGGCCAAUUGGAUUUGAGUGCCUCCAGUCAUGCUUCUCCAAUGAGUCAAAUCUAAUAAUGUGGAGAGAAAGCUGAGAGUCAACUAACUUAACGCUUCAUUGCCUGUCUGCCUAAUUGAACAGCCAACUUCCAACUUUCUCAAUGCAAACAAAUCUCUUAUUGAAGUGUGAGCCACACUAUUGCACAGAAUCUUUCCAAACAAAGUGGUAAGCCUGUUCUCCUUAUCAUGCUGUUUCAUGAAACGAUUAGCAUGGGAUGGAUGGAUGCUUGUGAAAAGCUGGAGUGCAACUUUGAAUAACACUGCAUGUAAAAGUACCUUGGUUAAUAGAAGCAUGACCCUUAACUCAAAUAAAAACGCCAACAUUGUUAAGCUUUUGAUAUUAAAGAUCUGCAUGGGACCAGCAAACUUUGUAUGAAUAGUAAUACGAUGAUAUAUAUUUACAAUAAACCAUAACAUGGGAAGCAAA